Messenger RNA from Conger conger (European conger), 1777 nucleotides. RefSeq names its product proline-serine-threonine phosphatase interacting protein 2 (gene pstpip2). Gene Ontology annotation, biological process: actin filament polymerization. Bases 103 to 1116 code for a protein of 337 amino acids. Gene Ontology annotation, cellular component: actin filament; plasma membrane; cytoplasm. Lineage: Eukaryota; Metazoa; Chordata; Actinopteri; Anguilliformes; Congridae. The record is from RefSeq and is a predicted model, not a curated record. Gene Ontology annotation, molecular function: actin filament binding. The transcript is spliced from 15 exons.
CUUGCGGCUUGUCAUCCUCGCACGAGUCAUCGAUGUGAAAUAGUCUGCGCGAAUUUCUUUUCUGCAGAGCCGCUUAUAUAGAAUAGACGGUUCAUUUUCAGAAUGAAGGAACUCCACUUUAAGGACAGUUUUUGGAGUCAUGACAUCAUCAGUACUGCAGGGUAUGACAGCAUUAUUCAGCAUCUAAAUGAUGGAAAGAGGACAUGCAAGGAGAUUGAGGAUUUUAUGAAAGCCAGGGCCUCGAUAGAAGAGAAAUAUGCCAAGGAUUUACUAAGUUUGUCUAAGAAGGUCUGUGGCCAUAAUGAAAUGAACACACUGAAACGAUCGCUGGAUGUUUUCAAACUCCAAACGGAAAACGUGAGCUUAUCACAUCUCCAGCUAGCCCAAGCAAUGCGCGAAGAGGCCAAAAAACUUGAGGACUUCAGGGAGAAGCAGAAGGAAACAAGAAAAAAGGUUGAACAACAAAUGGAUUCUUUACACAAGCAGAAGGCAACACAAUACAAGAAAACCAUGGAGUCAAAGAAGACCUAUGAGCAGAAGUGCCGCGAUAAAGAGGAAGCUGAGCAGACAAUGAACCGGAGUGCCAGCACCAGCAAUGCCAAACAGCAAGAGAAGCUAUUUGCCAAAGCACAGCAAGCAAAAAUGGCUGCUGAUGAGGCAGACAGAAUGUACAACCAGAAUGUCUCUGUACUGGGAAAGAUCCGUGAGGACUGGCUGAAAGAACAUGUUAAAGCAUGUGAGGUCUUAGAGAAGCAGGAAGUGGAAAGGAUUAGUACUGUGCGGAACAUUGUUUGGACUCACCUAAACCAGCUCUCUCAGCAGUGUGUCACCAGCGAUGAGCUUUACGAAGACGUGAGGAAGUCGCUGGAGCAGUGUGACAUACAGGAGGAUAUUGAGCACUUCAUCAACCUCCGGAGGACAGGGGACAAGCCACCAGCCCCGAUCCUGUAUGAGAACUUCUACAGCAAUCAGAGGGCCCCGGUGGCCCCUGGGCGACAGGGGCCCCCAGCUCCUGUGGGUGGCAGGAGAGGUCCACUGCCGACACCAAGGAAUGCAGAAAGUGAUGUGGUCUAUUCAACUAUCCAAGAUCCUGGUUACAGUGUAAUACGAUUCUAGUGAAUAGACUCCCCAUACCCAAGAGAGGGGGAGAGAGGGGCUUAAUCUCACAGUGCCUUCAUAAAGAAUGAGACUUUCUGAAUCUGAUUUGUAUUCAAGUCAGUAUAGCUGAAAGCCUGUUGUUGUUCUACCAUUUAUUUUUUCAAAUUUUUUUUUUUCUGCACAACAGCAUUGCCCAGUUUUCAUUUUCCUCGCUAAUUUUGACAAUUUGUUCUUUCACGGCAGUCACUCAGCCCACUAAUGCUGGCCAUAUUUCUGCAAUGUCUCUUGAUGUAUCAAAGACCAUAGCUUAGAGGCAACCUCACCAGCCUUUCUACUUGAAAGAUUUGUGGUUGCCUUCAAACUCCAGUGUGUAUUUAUUUUUAUAAACUCAGGUAAAUGCAUAAAUUCUCAGAAAAUGAGAGUUUCAUAUAAUUAUUAAAUGUAUUCAGAUUAAUAGACUUUUAAAAUAUUUUCUUCAAUAUGAAUUUGUAUUGGUUGCUGUCACUUGGAUAGCUCUAUACAUAUGAUGUGAAUAAAUAUUAUUGGAAGUUCUACUUUAAAUGGCUUUACAAAAGCUGAAUAAUUUAUUGAUUGAUUUCCUUAUAGGUUUUGAAUGUAUGUUAUGACCCUGCCCUUAAUAAAACCAAUGGAAUAAAUGAAUCAUUUCUCAGUGUAGAAA